GAAUGAUUCGGCGAUUCGCGCAUUUUGCGGGUAUCGCGGGACACCACGUACGCUAGCGACGUCGCUGGCCACUCGCGGCGGCGUACGCAGCGGCAGUGAUGACGUAUCGGCCAAUGCGCGCGGAGCGCGCGACGCGGACAGCCGACGCGCGAAACAAACGAGCCGUGCACACCGCUCUGAUCAUGUAGACGCUCCGAAAGCGCUCGAUCGCGACGAGAAAAAUCGACGUCUCAUUCACGAAGCGUGUGCCGCGUCGGCUGUGCGCGAUUACGCCGACCUAAGGGAACAUCCACGUGAAUGGCGGAACGCGUUUAAAACCACUGUUAAUCCCGAAAUCUGCAUAAAGAGACAGUAAUACGAGCGAUCAUCAAAGCUCAUUCAAAUACUCUCACGCGUCUUAUUAUUUGUUCUGACGAUGAUACAAGUGAUAGUGUAGUAGAACAGAAGGAAGAAUCUUCAGAAGGAAGAAUAUAUUGCGAGGGACAAAUAAAGACGGCGAGGAGGAGCAAGGUACAGGAUGAUCGGGCCAUCGUCGGGGUCGGCCGGCGAGAUCACGGACAGCCAGUGCCAUGCCUCCAAACGUAAGACAUUCAACGACUUGGAUAUCGACAACGCCAAACGAAGGAUCUUCGACGAACUGGACAUCGACAACUUCUGCGAGGAGGUUCGUCAGACGAGCCGCAAGUGUUACCUUCAAGAACUUGAGACGCCCGUCGAACUGUUAGCGUCAAGCGAGAUCAUCGCGAGUGCCGAUCUUCUCUCUCCGAUCACCGCCCAGGAAGCCAUCGAGGAAUCAUCGGUAGCGCGUCUCGAGGUGCUGCUGGUGGACGGCACCAACUGUACCUGGACGACCGUGUCGGAGUUGGAGCAACAACAAAGUCUCGACGUCCUUGUCACCUCAUCCUCCUCAUCGUCAUCGUCAUCGUCAUCGUCACUGUCGUCAAUCUCUGGCGCCGAGCCAUCGUCCACGGAGAUCUAUACCGUCGAGGAGGCCAAUUAUCAGCCAGCAGUAUCGGUAAAUUAUUGGGAACCGGUUGCUGCACCCGCGGUGUCGCUCGCCAACUCAAAUCUCCAGCAAAAUAAGGGAACACCAAGCAAUAGUCAACCGCAGCAACAACAGCAGCAGCAGCAGCAGCAGUUUGAAGAUCAGGAGAAUGGAAAUCUGUCGUGGCUGCUAGACUUCAAACUGGAUUCAUUUAUUGAAGCCGCGGACGACAAGUCUACCGUACCUGCCACGAUGAGGGACGGUCAUUGUGGCAAAGGUAAGCCGAACGGACGGUUGCACGUCCCGAAUUACGCCAGCGACGUCAGAAGAGGAUACAGCAAUCUUGAAAAUUUGUCGGCAUAUCGACAAGACUCAAAUCAAACCACUUGUCUCAAUAGAACUGAAAACCGGAACUUUCCGUCUCCGCGCCCUAACGGACUAAAGAAGCCUCCAUUCACCUACACAGAAUUGAUAGAGCACGCUCUUCAGGAAAGGGGCGAGCUCACCGUGUCGGCGAUUUAUCAGUGGAUCUCCGAGCGUUUUCCCUAUUACAAGAGCAACGAUGAUCGCUGGAAGAAUUCUGUGCGGCACAAUCUCUCAAUAAAUCCACAUUUCCGAAAAGGAUCGAAAGCGCCGCAUGGAGCUGGUCAUCUGUGGGCGAUCGCAAAUCGCAGUGAUUACAGGCCACGUCCGCUCGUCGUUAACGACGCGUCGACGCGUCCGGCCGCGAGAAACGACUGCGACGAAUCUCAAAACAAUGGAAAUAUCAUUAGCGAUAUUAUGAUGGACGAGGUAGAAGCUGCGACGGCGAGCAUCGCGCAACCGAAUGCCGAAGAGGACGCGGACGGGAUCUUGAACUCCGUGACGCUCGAGCAUUCCGCCGAGCAGAUACUCAACGGCAUAAAACGCGAGGUGGAAGUGCAAUAUUUAGUUCCCAUGAUGGUGGCCAACAACGCGCAGGAUGCGAAUCAGCAGCAGAGUCAACAAAUCACGCAAACCGAUCUCGGGUGUUCCUUCAAGGAAAGCGAUUUCUUGAACCCGGUGUCGAAGGAGGUCCUCGCCGAGGAAUGCGGCCUGAUAAGCGAGGGAUAUCUGGUCACCGAUCUGAACCCGAACGCCCUUGGAUUGAACGUGGCCGAUGCCGAGAUUAUAGGCUCGGAGAAUCUCUUCGGCGAGGAAUUGAGCUUUCAAUUUUAUGAAUUGACAUCGCCGUCGCAGGUGCAAUCCGCCUGACACACGGAGAGCAACAAAGUACGUUUUAUCCUGAUCGACGAGCUGCAAAUACAGAACGCGCGGGCGCGCGACGAUAACGGUGAUCAGUUGGUUCGCAGCGUCACCGAGAUCGACAAUGAUUGCGAUCCGGAGCGAGAAAACGCUCAGAGAAAGCCAGCUCUCGGCACCGACGAGGGCAACGAGACGUUGUGCGCGAUGACAAGCUGAUCUCGCUGGUGUCACGCUGCUGGAAGAUCCUUGCGAUAACGAUCUUCAAGAAUGUUCGAUCAUUUUAGCCGGCGCGGCUG
Messenger RNA from Ooceraea biroi (clonal raider ant), 2505 nucleotides. RefSeq lists its product as uncharacterized. Lineage: Eukaryota; Metazoa; Arthropoda; Insecta; Hymenoptera; Formicidae. Gene Ontology annotation, molecular function: cis-regulatory region sequence-specific DNA binding; DNA-binding transcription factor activity. The record is from RefSeq and is a predicted model, not a curated record. Gene Ontology annotation, biological process: regulation of DNA-templated transcription. Gene Ontology annotation, cellular component: nucleus.